Messenger RNA from Malus domestica (apple), 1836 nucleotides. RefSeq names its product argininosuccinate synthase, chloroplastic. Lineage: Eukaryota; Viridiplantae; Streptophyta; Magnoliopsida; Rosales; Rosaceae. Gene Ontology annotation, molecular function: argininosuccinate synthase activity; ATP binding. Gene Ontology annotation, cellular component: cytoplasm. Gene Ontology annotation, biological process: urea cycle; L-arginine biosynthetic process. The record is from RefSeq and is a predicted model, not a curated record.
UCCACAAUAAACCCUAGUCCGACAGACGCUCAGACACACAGCCAGCGACUCAAAUUACACAACCACCGUCUGUUCGCUCGUCACUCCUCACCAUCCGCCGUUGUCGCCGCCGCUAACUUCCGUUCACCCGCCGCAACCAUGGCUCAAUUGAAGUCCAUGUCCGCCUGCUCCGCCGCCAACCUCACUUUUCACGCGCCAAAAAGAGAAUCAUAUCCGUAUCAUGGCAGAGUUUGUUGUCCGGGGAAAUUAUCUUCAUUUCAAGAGUUGGGGGCACGAAAGAGUGAGCUGCAGGGGAAUGCAUUUGCGGUUACCAGUGGCAAUGGAAGUGUAAGAGCUCAUAACAAGCAAGUUAUUAGAGCGGUGCUGCCCACUUACAGUGAGACAGAAGUAUCCGGAUCCACGAAGGAAAGAGGACUGCGUGGCAAAUUGAACAAGGUUGUUCUAGCCUAUAGUGGUGGCUUAGACACAUCAGUCAUUGUCCCAUGGUUAAGGGAGAAUUAUGGUUGUGAUGUUGUUUGCUUCACGGCUGAUGUUGGUCAAGGUAUAAAAGAAUUGGAUGGUCUGGAAAAAAAGGCCAAAGCCAGUGGGGCUUCUCAGUUAGUAGUGAAGGAUCUAAAGGAGGAGUUUGUAAAGGAGUACAUAUUCCCUUGCUUGCGGGCUGGUGCAAUCUAUGAGAGAAAAUACUUGUUAGGGACUUCAAUGGCCCGUCCUGUUAUUGCUAAGGCCAUGGUUGAUGUUGCAAAAGAAGUUGGAGCUGAUGCUGUAGCUCAUGGAUGCACUGGGAAAGGAAAUGAUCAGGUUCGCUUUGAGCUGACAUUUUUCGCUCUCAAUCCCAAACUAAAUGUUGUCGCUCCUUGGAGGGAGUGGGAUAUUACAGGUAGAGAAGAUGCUAUUGAAUACGCUAAGAAGCAUAAUGUGCCUGUCCCAGUGACAAAGAAAUCCAUAUACAGCAGAGACGGCAAUUUAUGGCACCUUAGUCAUGAGGGUGAUAUUUUGGAAGACCCGGAAAACGAGCCCAAGAAGGAUAUGUUCAUGUUAACAGUUGAUCCAGAGGAUGCACCAAAUAAACCUGAGCAUGUAGAAAUUGGAAUCGUUUCUGGAAUUCCAGUUUCAGUCAAUGGGAAGGAGCUUUCGCCGGCAUCUCUACUUGAUCAUCUCAAUCAGAUUGGUGGAAAACAUGGAAUUGGCCGCGUUGACAUGGUUGAAAACCGGCUAGUCGGUAUGAAGAGCCGUGGAGUCUAUGAAACUCCUGGAGGCACCAUCCUCUUCGCUGCUGCACGCGAGCUGGAGUCUUUAACACUGGACCGAGAAACAAUGCAAGUUAAAGACUCACUAGCCCUCAAAUACGCGGAGCUGGUAUAUGCAGGCAGGUGGUUUGACCCACUGCGCGAGUCCUUGGAUUCGUUCAUGGAGGAAAUCUCAAAAACAACCACCGGAUCAGUAACUCUGAAGCUGUACAGGGGUUCAGUUACCGUGACCAGCCGGAAGAGCCCGUACAGUCUCUACAGGCAGGACAUCUCGUCGUUUGAGAGUGGGGAUAUAUAUGAUCAGGCUGAUGCUGCUGGGUUCAUUAGGCUGUAUGGCCUUCCCAUUAGGGUUCGCGCAAUGCUCGACUCUUGAAGGGGAAGUUUUCAAUGGCUUUGUUAGGUUUUGUUUGUAAUGUUAUGUUAGCCAGUUGUUUUAAACAAGAAUCUAAUUGUGGUUCUACUUCUAAUUUAUUUAUGUUUUAGGUAAAUAAAUUUAUGUUAUGUUAGUUUUUGUUUGUAAUGUUAUGUUAGUGGAAAAUAAUUUAACUAUGUUUUAGUAGGUAAAAUAAUUAACCUAUGUUAUAGUUAA